AUGAACUGUUGGUGGCUGGCUCUGCAGUUCGGCUGGGUCCUGUUCAGUUUCUACCUGGUGUGCUUUCCGGCGCGGGCUUUGCAAGCAGUGCAGACGGAUGCGGUGCGUUUCCGGUGGCGCAAGAGUCGGCGCGAGGUUGAGUUGCUCGACUUGGUUGUGGCCGGUGUGGUCUUCAUAGAACGCGUUAGAGUGCGGCCGUGGCUAGUUAGUCUCUCGGGGGAGGUCGCGGUCGCGGUACCGGCCGGCGCCGCGGACAGAGACAACAAGGGGGAGAGCGGUGUCGCCCCGGCGACAGAUUGGCGCACGGCGGCCCUACUCCAGCUAGUCGGCUGCCUUAAACUUGUUGCCUGUUUCACCGAAGUCUACCUGCUCUCCCCCGCCGCAUUUAGUUUAUGGUCGUCGCUAGGCGGCGACCGGUCCCAGCAAGCAGGUUGCGACACGCUGGCGGCCGAGGCGCUGGUUCGAGUCUCGGCUCCGAGCGAGCAGGUGGUAAUGCUGACGAACGGGAAUUUGCGUUUGCAAUCGAGCAACGCGAGGUUGUGGGUUCAAGGCGCUUCGUUCGCCAUCUUGGGCGACAAUCUCGUCGACCACGACAUCUCCGGUCGAGACCUCUCGGGCCGCCUGGAGAGCUUGGUAAUGACGAUGGGCAUGGACCCCGGCCGAGCCGCGAUGGAGCAGAGUGUCGCGGUGGAGCUGGCCAGGCUGCACCUGGUCGAGAGCGGGGGAGCCGACCGCGGAGGCGACCGGCCGAGCUUCUGUCUGGAGGCGUCGAAGGUGUCCUUGAAAAAGGCAGUCGUUGCCCCGUCCAGUGGACCCCCGUUGAGGGCGACGCGGUUCCGGCUGCGGUUGGGCAAGUUGCUAUGCCGGUCGGCGAGUCACCUGCAGCUGGAAGUGGCGGAAUUGGAGCUGUCCGCCGUAGGCGAUUUGAGCCACAGCGAGAGUAGCGUGAAGGAGCUCCGGGUUGCGGAACGGACGCACGACGAGCUGCGCCCGCUGCUUGUAGCCUCGGACUUACACAUCCGGCUCUGCGACAAAGUCCUCUCGGUCGGCGCCACCCAAGUAAGACGUAUUGUCUUACUAAGGUGGGUCGAACUAAUGAGGGAACACGGACUCAAAUUAACAAGAAGACAGAAUGGCGAAUUAACGACCAGAGGAGGUGCCGCUGGCGAUGUGCUGCCCACAGGCCUUGCAAGGUUCCUCCCGGAGUCGUUGAAGCUGACUUUUGAGCUGGUGGUGGUCCGCUUCACCAAACGGGUCUGUCAGUCGUCCAGAGAAGAGAUCGACCAGAAACAAGACGUGUUUUGCAAAGGGUUCCGGCUCUCCCUUGAGACGACGUGCUGUGAGUCUCGGCCGAUUCGAACCUGUUCGAUAAAGUGGGAUGAGAUUUCGACCCAGUCGCCUCGAGCCAGCUGGCUUAUCUGCAGGUCCGGGCCGGUGAUUGUUUCUCUCCAAGUUGCCAUGCAGCGGUCUGUCAGCCACCAAUUUGUUAGCUACGGUAUACCGGUUACCUCAGAAAGUUUCCCAGGGCACCAGCUCACAUUGGUUGAGUUCGAAAUGCUUACAAACGACGAGAUUGAGGUCUUGGUGGAUGAACAACAACUGGUCGCCUGGUGGAAUGCUGACUCGGGCAGUACUUGUGUGAGUCCGAUCGGUUGUUUGGCUUCCAACAUGAACAUAUACUACGAGGCCGACCCGGCUCUUCCUUGCCCCGGCAUGGAGGAGACAGCAGACGACAUGGAUGAGACAAUGGACCCGAGUAGCGCAAUACAGGAGACUGACCAAGUUGGAACGGCCAAGGACCGAGCGACCGACCGGGUUGGUGUGUCGCGGUUGAGCUUGGCAGUGCAGGAGUUGAACAUAAAGUUCCCUAGUCCAAAGUUUAUUAGCUGGUUGCAGGAGAGAUACCCACCGGCACAGACUGGUCAUAUGCCCGAUUUGAACGUGGAUGUGAAGACAUCGUGUUACUCCAUUGAGACGUCCCACGGCGUGCUACUUGCACAGUUGGAUGAGUGGAUCUGGAACAGUUCGGCACGGCCAUUAGAGCGAGACCUGCAAUCGGAGCACGUCGGGUUGGGCGAGCCGACGCCAAAGGCGGUACCAAGUUGUCGAGUCGACUUGAUGCAGGUGACUUACCGUGAGAACGGUUUGCUGCAUGAGGUCGUGCGUAUGAGUGGCUUCUGCUGUACUCCGGAGCUGAUCAAGGUCGACGUGCUGCAAAUCAUGCUCAUUUACCACAUCCGAACCAUCGUGGGCCAGGACAUUCUCCCCAUUCUGCGCCGACUCCUCAUUCCCAACAUGCCCCCGCCACCCCCACUAAGAGCUGCACCCGCCGUCAUCAAGUUCACACCUACCUCCGUCUCCGCAGGCCCCUCCGAACCUGCUGCGGCUCUGCUCGAAGACUCUUCCUUCGAACACUCUUCGCUCGAGCACUCUUCGCUCGAACACUCUUCCCUCGAACACUCUUCCCUCGAACACUCUUCCCUCGAAAAGGGUAAACCUUCCACCGAGUCCGUCCGAGAGAAGGUGGCGGCCACGACCGUGAUUUCGGUGCCCGAACCGGCGUUAUGGUCGCGUCUGCGGUCGGUGGCGAUGGAGGUGCGAGAGUUGCAGGUGACGUUAGCCUGUGCGUCAGGUGUGUCACUCUGUGCUCUGGUCCAAGACCUAGAGCGGCAGUCUAGUCAAACGCUGCGUGCGACCGCUGAUCUCUUUCUAGCGUCCGUGGACAGCCGGGCCAAGGACGUGCUCCUGCCCGACUUGACUCGUGUCCGUGCUCCGGUCCACGAGCAACUCCGGCACCCUCGUGAUGCACACACGAACGGCGUUCCUGCCUUCGGCACCACUUUCACGCUACGACCUGAUAGUCUCAACCGCGAAGGAUGGACCGUCGCGACCCUCCUGGAGGCACCCGUUCCCCUCCACCUGGGCCACGACCAUGGGAGCGGCUGGAGUUUCGCCACGGGUCCCGUUGAGCUGGUGUUUACCUACGACGACUGGCCGCUACUGGAGCAACUCUGGGACUGCGGGCAGCUAUGGGCGGCACUCGUUCGACACGACCUGAAACACCUGUACGUCGUCGACGCCGAAAAGCACGUCGAGAAAGGCAGCCAAAUUGACUGUGCCAUCGCCGUUCCCAAACUCAGCAUCGCAGUCACAGAGUCCACCGGACUCCAGAACCUCGCCAAGGCCACCUGGAACCAGGUGAUCGGGCGCUGUAAUGGGGAAUUCCGACUGGAGGUUGGCUUCUUCAUGGCUGCCGCCGUGACCGAGGUGAUGGUCCGUGUCUCUCGAGUCCUGUUCACACGCACCGCAGCUGCGGGAGACGUUGCAUGCUCGAGGUCGGCGGCGCAAGUCUCGACUCUGACGUUGGAGGACGUGGACGUCUCCGUGCCUUCGCCGUCCGACACGUGGACUUUGGUAUGUGGGUUUCAGCGCACCACGCCGGACUUGAUCGCGGGAUCGAUGGAUGAGGAGACGCUGGAGUGGCCGACGGAAGGGGAACGGCACAGCGCAGCUGUGCGAAGCACCUACGAGAUGGAUUGGACCUACGCGAAAGGGACGUGUUUACGACCAAUGGACGCGCGUGUGUGGCGACAGUUUUAUUAUCCAGACGGCUACAAGACGGGCAAAUACGUGUGGUUGUGGGAACACAAGGACGGGUCUGCCGAGCCGCAGAAGUGGUUCCUCGACCGCGACUACCUGGAGAAAGUGGCGCCGCCUGGCACGGCGAUAAUCGAGAUACCCAAGCAAGUACAUCCGAGCUUCCUCUACGUUUGGAAAAAGUCGCUAGUCAACAAGACCGACCAAAUAUUUACUGUCCUCAAAAGAACCACCAGCCUCAAAGCCCAGACCUUUAGGGAAGACUCGACGGACACCUUGAAGGAAACCGCACUUGUGGGGAACAGUUCUAGAGGACUCUCAGAAGCAGAAGAUAGUGAAGCAGCAAGGGGAGUGGAGGAAGCUCUCUUUCUGCAAGAGUCGGAGCGCGUGGUGAUUUCUCCCGGCGAUCAGCUCGAAUUAGCGCUAAUGAAUACGAAUUCUAGACCAAAGAGAUUGCUGCUCAGCUUACUGGGCAACACGUCAAUGAAACUUACAUUCAGUAAAGGAAGUAGAGGGAAACGGUCGGUGAUCCUCUUUCCGUACCGUAAGUCCAUAAAGGCGUCAGUGCCUCUGAUAAACGCCGCCACGCCUGAGAGGGAAACGACCAAGGCGGCUGCAAGGGAAGUGGGUACAGGGACUGCGAGAUGGAGUGGUACGAAGAACGCGGUGGUUGAGAUUACGAGCAUCCGUAUCGAGCCUUUGGUGAAGGUGGUGAAUGAAUUGCCGUUGCGGAUAAUGUUGUUGGAUACGAGUACAGACACAGAGAUUCCGGUAAGUCCGGGUGGUGUGGGAAGGUGUUGCACAGAGGAGUCGAAUUUGUGUCUAAUACAAACGCUUCCGGAAACGGCGAAGCGGGUCAAGAUCCAGUUGGUUCACGCCGCGGUGGUUCGAUUCUACACGGGUGCGCGCGUGUGCGGGACGGGGCGUAUUCUCUCGACGUUGCACGAGUCGGGCAUGCGACUGAUACGCAUCACGGCCUUCCUCGUGCUCUAUAACAACCUCGAACUGACCUGGGAUGUGAAACUAUUCCACAAACCAGGACGCCUCCUCUAUUUCGCCGAAGACGAACCUACUGAGGACGAACCCACCACUCAACCUGCGGACGCCGAAAACCCGGAGGACCUGAUAGACGCACUGUCCCUGCCCUCCCGAACCGCAGGUGGCAACGUCGACUCACCCGAACCCUGCAUCUUUACACACUCCAUUCCUAACCAUAUUGAACUCACCAAUCCCGAACGGCAGGCCACAGCCGCCGUCGAACUCUCAGAAGAAGUUCUUCGCAAACUCGCCACGACCAACUACCAGGCCCAGGACCCCGCGACACGUUCCGGCGCCGCCACCCGACGCGGCGGAACCCGACCAUCGGGCAACGUGCCCGCCACAGAUCCCACAGCCCCAGAGGGUUCAGCCCCAGAGGGUUCAGCCCCAGAGGGUUCAGCCCCAGAGGGUUCAGCCCCAGCGGGUUCAGCCCCAGAGGGUUCAGCCCCAGAGGGGGGGUCGAGGACAGGUGCCGUGGUGGGGACAUUACGGACGCGUACGCCUUCGCACUACCUAACAAGUUCGGAGAAGGUGGCCACGGUGAAACACGGGCCGACGGUGGAGCAGCCGGCUGCGCAUAGUCGGUUGUCGGCCACGUUGCGCACGGCGGUGGCGACGGACGUGGUCUGGCAGUGUUCGGUUUCCUUCAAACCCGUGCGGCGCGGGCGGUGGAAUUGGUCGCGAACGGACGGUGACCCGGACGGGCGCCUGGCAUGUCGUGUGCUUGCGCGCGCGCGGACCAAGAACAAGACCGCCUCGUUGGUGCUGGACCCGAGUUUCUGGCUUGUCUCAGGCCCACUGCCCGGCGGCCCGCUUUUGGUUUGUCGCAAGGGAACUUCGAUCGCGGGGACGGAGCUGACGACGCUUCGGUCGCAAGGCGUGGGUGAAGUCUGCCUGGCAACCGAGGACUGCGAACUGUUCGACGCAGAAGUCUCAACCGCGAGCUCGCCUGCGUCCCUUGCCAUCGUCUCGCACUAG
Gregarina niphandrodes is the source of this 5613-nucleotide messenger RNA. RefSeq names its product putative transmembrane protein. NCBI's taxonomy places the organism in Eukaryota, Apicomplexa, Conoidasida, Eugregarinorida, Gregarinidae. The transcript is spliced from 2 exons. The coding region runs from base 1 to 5613 and encodes 1870 amino acids. The record is from RefSeq and is a predicted model, not a curated record.